Molecule: messenger RNA, 4928 nt
Organism: Chelmon rostratus (copperband butterflyfish)
Lineage: Eukaryota; Metazoa; Chordata; Actinopteri; Chaetodontiformes; Chaetodontidae
Gene: pik3cg
Product: phosphatidylinositol-4,5-bisphosphate 3-kinase, catalytic subunit gamma
Exons: 24
Coding region: 191-3571 (1126 amino acids)
Biological process (GO): cell migration; phosphatidylinositol-mediated signaling; phosphatidylinositol-3-phosphate biosynthetic process
Cellular component (GO): phosphatidylinositol 3-kinase complex, class IB; cytoplasm; phosphatidylinositol 3-kinase complex, class IA
Molecular function (GO): 1-phosphatidylinositol-4-phosphate 3-kinase activity; 1-phosphatidylinositol-3-kinase activity
Source: RefSeq, a predicted model, not a curated record
AGAAGAAGUUAGCCGGUGAGCUUGACAUUCUUCCCGGCGGAGAAGCGCAGUGUUGCCCAGCGGAGACUUGUCUCAAACUUAAAAACUCUUCUUUUUUCACUCUGGUUUGUGGUCUCUUCAUGUAGCAUAAAUGCCGAAGCGUUCAGCCGAAGCUCCCGGUGUCGUUGCCUUCUGCGUUCAUUGCUAGGCGAUGGACGGGAAGCAGAUCCAGGUGAGCGACGAAGAGCCCAAAGUACUGAGAGAAGAGACCCGGAGGAGGAGGAGAAAGAAGGCCAUCACCUCGUCCUCCUGCACCACCAUGGAUCAGAUCGCCGUGGAGUUCGUCCUGCCCACCGCGGCGCGGGGCGGGAGCAGCCCUGACACCCUGCUGCUGGAGGUGGCUGGAAACUGGACGGUGGAACAGGUGAAAGCUCAGGUGUGGCUGAAGGCGGUGACGUUAAACCUCUGUCCCGACUUCUACCAGCGGUUUUCUCCCGACCACUGCAUCCUGCUCUACCAGAAGAAAGGCAACGUGUGUGAGAUCUACGACAAGCACCAGGUCUUCCAGACGCUGGACUGCAUUCGAUACUGGAGAGCCCUGAAGAAAGAUGUGGGGCGGAUCCAGCUCGUCCCCCGUCCGCAGCCGUCGGACGAGUCCCUGCAGUACCAGCGCUACCUCAACUACCUGAUUGGCUACGACGUGACCGAUGUCAGCAACGUGCACGACGACGAGCUGGAGUUCACCCGCAGGAAGCUGCUGACGCCGCGACGCAUCGAGCUGUCUGACCGCGACCCAAAGCUCUACUCCAUGGACCCCUGGGUGACCCGCAAGCCGCUGCCUGAGCACCUGCUCAGCAAGGCGAGUGUGGUCAGUAACAAUCAGAUCCUGGUGGUGAUCCACAUCAGCACGGCCAGCCAGACCAUCAAGGUCUCCAUCGAUGACCCGCCAGCACAGGUGCUGGCGAGUUUCUUCACCAAGACGGCCAAUAAGAGAGGUUUGCUGGGCAUUCCUGACAACAUGUGUGAGGCUGACUUUGUGCUGCGUGUGUGUGGGAGGGAGGAGUACCUGUACGGAGAGAAACCGCUGCAGAACUUCAACUGGAUCCGUCAGUGUCUGAAGAACGGCGAGGAAAUCCACCUGGUUCUGGAGACGCCGCCUGAUCCCAGCCUGGAUCUGGUCCAGAAGGAGGACUGGGCACAAGUGGACGACUGCACCGGAGUCGCAGGCACCCACGAGCAGCUCACCAUCGAUGAGAAGGACCACGAACGAGUGUUCACCAUCUCCAUGUGGGACUGUAACAGGAAGUUCAGAGUGAAGGUGCUGGGUAUUGACAUCCCCUCCCUCCCCAAAAUCCCAGAGUUCGUCGUCUUCAUAGAGGCCAGUAUCUUCCACGGCCAGCAGCUUUUAGCUCAGGAGAGGACGACCUCUAAAACCUUCAAUGAGGAAGUGCUGUGGAACUGCUGGCUGGAGUUUAACAUUAAGAUCAAGGACCUGCCUAAAGGAGCGCGCCUCAACCUCCAGGUGAUCUGCGGGAAGCAGCCCCAGACGCCCAACUCCAAGGGAAGCUCAGCCUACCAGGAUAAUACAGCAGGAUCAGGCGGCCACGAUGGAAAGACCAAGAGUCGCCUCCUGUACUACGUCAACCUGCUGCUGAUCGACCACCGCUCUCUGCUCCGCCAGGGCGAGUUCAUCCUCCACAUGUGGAAGAUGCCGGAGAAGAGCGAGGAGAGCAGCAGCAGCAUCAACGCGGACAAGCUCACCUCGGCCACCAACCCGGACAAGGCGUCCACCAUGGCCAUCGCCAUCUUGCUGGACAAGUACUGCUACCCCGUGGUGCUGCCCAAGAGCCGCGACGUGGGCCGGGACGCCGGGGCCGGGAGCGAGGAGGCUGAGGGCGGCGAGCGGGGUCAGAGGGAGAUGCCCAACCACCUGAAGAAACAGUUUGCGGCUAUCGUGGCCACCGACCCCCUGCAUCCACUCAGUCCUGAGGACAAAGAGCUGCUGUGGCACUUCAGGCACGAGUGUAUGCGCGACCCCAGGGCCUACCCAAAGCUCCUGGGUUCAGUCAGGUGGGGCAAACAGGAAGAUGUUUUGGCAACACACCGCCUGCUGGAGCGCAGCAGCGCGUGGGACAGCAGCGGUCUGGAUGUCGGCCUGGCCAUGCAGCUGCUGGACUGUCACUACUCAGACGCUCAGGUUCGCUCAAUGGCCGUGAGGAAGCUGGAGACUCUGGAGGAGGAUGAUGUGCUCAGGUACCUUCUGCAGCUUGUACAGGCGGUCAAGUUUGAGCCUUACCAUGACAGCGCCCUGGUCCGGUUCCUGCUGAAGAGGGCUCUGAGGAGUAAGCGCAUCGGCCAUUUUCUCUUCUGGUUCCUGCGCAGCGAGAUCGCUCAGUCCAUGCAUUACCAGCAGAGGUAUGCUGUCCUGCUGGAGGCCUACCUGAGAGGCUGCGGUGAAGACGUGCUGCAGGACUUCAGGAAGCAGGUGGAGAUGACGGAGGCUCUGCAGAAAGUCACCCGCGAGACCAAGGCCAUGUCCGCCGACAAGUACGACGUUACUGCACAGGUGGUGUUUCAGUUGCGUCAGAAGCUGGAGACUCUGCAGUCGUCAGGUCUGCCGGAGAGUUUCAGAGUCCCCUACGAUCCUGGACUCAGAGCUGGAGCCCUGCUGAUCGAGCAGUGUAAAGUGAUGGCAUCGAAGAAGAAGCCCCUGUGGCUGCAGUUCAAACGGGCCGACCCCACCACUCUGUCCAAGGACCCCAUCGGCAUCAUCUUCAAAGACGGCGACGACCUCCGGCAGGAUAUGCUCAUCCUGCAGAUCCUGCUGAUCAUGGAGUCGAUCUGGGAGACCGAAACACUGGAUCUCUGCCUGUUACCGUACGGCUGCAUCUCAACUGGGAACAGAAUAGGUAUGAUUGAGAUCGUGAAGGACGCCACCACCAUUGCUAACAUCCAGCAGAGCGUUGUGGGAAGCACCGGGGCUUUCAAAGACGAGAUCCUUUAUCAGUGGCUCCGGGACAAGUGUGUCAGCGAGGACAAGUUCCAGCAGGCUGUGGAGAGGUUCCUGUACUCCUGUGGGGGCUACUGUGUGGCCACCUACGUCCUGGGUAUUGGGGAUCGGCACAACGACAACAUCAUGAUCACUGAAUCUGGGAACCUCUUCCACAUCGACUUCGGCCACAUCCUGGGGAAUUACAAGAGCUUCAUGGGAAUCAGCAAGGAGUGGGUUCCCUUCGUGCUCACGCCAGACUUCCUGUACGUCAUGGGAACAUCAGGAAAGAAAAGCAGCGCCCACUUCCAGAAAUUCCAGGACGUGUGUGUGAAGGCUUACCUCGCCCUUCGCCACCACACCAACCUGCUCAUCAUCCUGUUCUCCAUGAUGCUGAUGACCGGCAUGCCCCAGCUGACGAGCAAGGAGGAUAUCGAGUACAUCCGCGAGGCCCUGACCGUCGGCCGCAGCGAGGACGAGGCGCAGCGCCACCUGCUGGACCAGAUAGAGAUCUGCAGGGAAAAAGGCUGGAUGGUUCAGAUCAACUGGUUUGUUCAUCUGGUGCUGGGGAUCAAGCAGGGCGUGGAGAAACGGUCCACUUAGCACUCUGCAUAGAUAAUGGAACGAUUAAGAUUUCAACUGAUUUUUCCUUAAUGCAUUUCUGCUUUUUACUCGAUGUAAAUAAGAGUCUUACAGGAGCGUCAAGCAGAGGACAGAGAAGUCAUGAAAAUAAUUUUAUAAAGUCGCCCCGGUAUACCCUCAGACACAGAUUUUGUAUUUUAGACCACAGGAUGGCUUUAAUGUAAAGACAUUUUUAUGAAGAAUAAUGAGAGUAGAAUAACUGAGUGUAAACAACAGUCCCAUCAUUUCAGCUAUGGAAAACUGGCUGGAACUUUGCAAGCAAAGCUGCACAAGAGUUUGCAAGAGUGACUGAAAAAGAGAGAAUGGAGAAUAAAAGCCUUGAGGAUUAUAACCUGUGACGCUGCAUGUGAGCAAACUUCACACAAAAAUUCAUUAAUUAAUUCUGUUCUGUUGUGAGGAGAGUGAAAAUCAGUUUCACUGGAGCGAUUGUUUUCACAGCUUGGACCAAGUCAAACAUCCAAACUCAAAAUCAAUCAUCACUAUGACAACCGUGUGUCUAUUUUUCAGGUGCGAAGGGUCUCUAUCUGCUUAAGUAGCUACACCGCUUCAUGGUAGAUUCUGGUGAAGCGCACCCUUCGUUUUCAUCCUUUUACAAAGUCAGACUACUUCCUGUUUCUAGCCGCCUCAUUCAAAGUCCUUUCCUGCAGAGGAAACACGUUUCUCACACAUUUCCUCCACAUUGUUUGCAUUUUAAACCAUGGUACAUGUCACACUGGAGCCUCGCUGAAGCAGCGCUGCAACUGUCCCUCCACUCCACUGAUUGUUCAGGAAUACUUCUCAGGUGUCUUGAAUAACUUGGUGCUCACGAAAUUUAAAUUCCAAAAAAUGUGUCGCGACACUCAGCACAUGCUGGUCAGUGCUGCGGUCGCGGCUUAUGUGAUGGUGGAACAUGGAAGGGAUUUGUUUUGUGUGCUGCCUUCUGUCCACAUUACAGCCACACAAGCCAACUUUGACUGAAAGCAACAAGUUCACAGUUCACACCUCUCUUUCCAGGUUUUUUUUAAGUGAAUCUGGACAGACAAAAGUAAUAAUGGAUAAUUAGACUGUGGGUUUUUGAUUACAUCAGCACAAGUUACUUCCCAGAGAGCUACAAUAAGAUCAGUGUUUUUUAAAAACUGCUGGAAACAUCCAAACCUUCCUUUUUGUAAUAGAGCUUUUAUGACAGUAAAUGUUUUCAAUCUUUGAUUCUGGAAAUGAAACAACUGGAACGUUUUAGCUUUUCUGUGUAAUGAUAUCAGACAGAUUAAAAUGAUGCACUAUAAAUACUUUUUUGUGUUUUCUUUAGCAUUUUAUAGCUGCAAUAAAUUACAUUCCCCUC